Molecule: messenger RNA, 1506 nt
Organism: Aspergillus clavatus NRRL 1
Lineage: Eukaryota; Fungi; Ascomycota; Eurotiomycetes; Eurotiales; Aspergillaceae
Exons: 2
Coding region: 1-1506 (501 amino acids)
Source: RefSeq, a predicted model, not a curated record
AUGUCUGGAUUCAAUCCUUUCCGCCCUAAAAGGUUAGAGAGCGAGAACGAUCCGCCGCUUCCGAAGUUUGGGCUAGAUGCUACCCGGCCCUCGAGAGCGUAUCACAAUUCAUCCCCAUCGUCUGUUUCCACGCACUCAUAUUUUCCUGCUCCUUCAUCAACGACGGCGUCUGUGACGAAUUCUUCCUCGACGCCCUAUGGCUAUACCGGAACCCCUCCUGAAUCUUACACGUCCGACGUUGACGACUCGCAAUCCUCGGAUGAUCAAUCGCUAUCGGAUCCUUUCCAAAAGAACUUUGACGUGACCGACCGUGACGUGGAGGACGGGGCGGCGGUAAGGGAUGGAAUUUGGAAUUCGUCCCGUCUCCCUCGCUCUGCCCCCGCGGAUGAUCGUCGUUCCUCGAUGUACGCCAACGCCGCUCCCCACUCAGCGCCAGCUCUUCCAGGUUCAUCAAGCUCAGUCUCAUCCGCGCCGGUAGCACUACCGACCAAACAUGAUGCGAAGAGGGAAACCAGCCGUUAUUCACUGGAAUUGGGAAAUCAGACAGAACCAGGAAGCCUGGCCGUUGAUCGGCUCGGUGUACCUGCCACCUCAUCUCCUCGUGGAAUGAACUCUGCAAACAGUGGCGCUACGCUCACAUCGCAAUACCACACAUCGGCUGGAGUAACCAGUCGCCCCAUGGUGGGCACCCCAUCUUCAUCAGAAGCUGAGGUAGACUCAAGAGCUCUCGCUGCUCGCUCAGGCAACCGAGAAAGGAAACCCCCACCUCCACCUAAAAGCCAUCAUGGAAAGUUGAUCAAUCCCAGUCCUCAGGCGUCGCCGUCUCAGUCUCAACCGAGACUCAGACUGACCAAUCGCUUUUCUUACCACGGCACCUCUUCUGAGACAUCGCUCUCACUCACACCCGAUUCACCCUCCAGCCGGCCAUCGCAGCAGGGGGUUGACUAUUUCACUAACCUCGAUGAUACCCAAUCCACACAAUCGACAGAGUCCCUCAGGCGUAGCCAAUCUCAGCACAAGCGGCCUCCGACACCGCCGCUGAGUAGGCGGCAUAGCCAAAUGAGACGAUCCAAGAGCACCAUGUCCCGGACUAAUCUGGUGCGACUGUCAAUGCCGGUGGAGGCUUCAGAAACGAAUUUCUCUUCUCCUCCGAGCCCCGGCCCUUGGCCCACUGCGUCACCACGUCUUCAGGAAUCUAGAUUGGGUCCACCGCGGCCGGACGAGGCUGGACACGGGUCCGGCCCUAGUGAGCUCCCUUCAUCCAGACGAGCCUCGCAGGUCAAUCCAGUGCCGCCGCUUCCACCUCCCAGGAGGACGCGAGUUUCCAGCAGUCAUAGUAACACCGGCGGUCCGACUUUUUCUCCGGAAAAGGAGAAGCGGGCGCCGCAGGAGGAUUUCGUUCCUCAUCCAUCCAAUGCCAAUGACAUCUUGGCGGACCUCUCCCGUCUCCAGAAAGAGGUGGAUGACCUUCGUGGGCACUACGAGGGCCGGAAAGUCAGUCAGUAG